Messenger RNA from Strongylocentrotus purpuratus (purple sea urchin), 2564 nucleotides. RefSeq names its product N-fatty-acyl-amino acid synthase/hydrolase PM20D1 (gene pm20d1). Lineage: Eukaryota; Metazoa; Echinodermata; Echinoidea; Camarodonta; Strongylocentrotidae. The record is from RefSeq and is a predicted model, not a curated record. Gene Ontology annotation, molecular function: hydrolase activity, acting on carbon-nitrogen (but not peptide) bonds, in linear amides. Gene Ontology annotation, biological process: amino acid metabolic process. The transcript is spliced from 12 exons. The coding region runs from base 263 to 1792 and encodes 509 amino acids.
UCUCGCAAAUCCCCUUGCUUGCUUGGGUAGCGAAUCUGAUGAGCUGCAGCUGCCGAAGCGUUAUACCACCUAUACUAGAGCCCAUGCAUCCAGGGGUUGUCGACUGGCCAUAGCAAAUGCCCCCGACGUCGCAGCCGAAAACAGAGGGAGCACUAUCGAUAUCUACUCUUGGCUGAAGCAACACUAGGUCGACAACAAAGCUGUAAUAAGUAUAAGUUUUACCUGUGACGUUACCGGAUUCUUAGGAUACACCUUCAGCAACAUGGGUUUGAUAGUCCAAGUGUGUAAGGUGUUAGGACUGGUGUUGAUAGGACUACUUACCAUAAUGCUCAUCAGAACAGCAACCUUCCCGUCCAAGCAGCCAGAGGUGACCGAGUGCAAGGCCUUGGACACAGACUUCAUCCAGGCGGACAAAGACCUCAUUAGACGGUUCCAGGAGGCCAUUAGGAUCCAGUCCAUCUCCUGGUCCAGGUUUGAGAUAGAGCUGGACGAAGUGACCAAACUUCAUCUCUUCCUGGAAAAGAGUUUUCCUCUCAUCCACUCAUCAUCCCUUGUUACCAAGGAGGUGAUCAACGGCCACAGUCUCCUUUACACUGUGCAGGGUAGUGAUCCAACACUCAUGCCCUACAUGCUGGCAGCCCAUCAGGAUGUGGUCCCAGUUAAGGACCAAGACUGGGACUAUCCACCCUUUGAGGCCAGGGAAGUUGAUGGGUACAUCUAUGGGAGAGGGACUAUAGAUGACAAACACGCUUUGAUGGGAAUCAUGGAAGCGCUAGAAUUCCGUCUGAAGCUCAAACAAAUUCCAAAAAGAACCGUGUAUUUAGCGUUCGGCCAUGAUGAAGAGGUAUACGGUAAAAAUGGGGCUGGCAAAAUAGCCGCAGAGUUGGUGAAGAGACGUGUCAUGUUUGAUUUUAUCUUGGAUGAAGGAGCCAUCAUAGUGAAUAACAUAUUCAAAGGUCUGGAUAAACCUGUUGGCCUCGUCUGUGUGGUGGAGAAGGGCAUAGUGACAUUAAACCUGAGCGUAGAAGCUCUACCAACCGGCCAUUCAUCUAUGCCAACUCCCGAGACCAAUAUCGGCAUCUUGACCAGGGCACUGAGCAGACUUGAACAUCAUAGACAACCAAUUCUUUUUGGUCAUGGGCCGGAGCAACAGAUGUUUGAACAUCUUGCUUCAGAGGCCAAAUUUCCUCUUCGUUUCAUCAUUACCAAUAUGUGGUUUUUUAGGCCUCUCUUUGGAUGGGUAUUGACCAAGUUGGGACCCAGUACCAAUGCUUUUGCCAGAACCACAACUGCUAUUACUAUGAUUCAUGGUGGUUUUAAGACCAACGUUCUUCCUCCAAAUGCCUGGGCUAUAGUCAACCACAGGGUACACCCAGCACAGACCUUACAACAGGUUGUGGACCAUGAUCAUAGCAUCAUCAAUGAUGACAGAGUGAAGAUCAAGGUUGAAGAAGGCUUGGAAGCAUCCUUCAUCUCACCGUAUGAUCGGGACGCUCAUGGUUAUCAGGUCAUCUCUCACAGCAUGAGACAAGUCUUUCCCUCAGUCCUGGUAGCGCCCGGUGUAAUGAUCGGCAACACAGACACGAGGUAUUACUGGAACCUGACAAAGAACAUCUACCGCUUCACCCCAACCAUUGCCAUGGGUACGGAGGACCUCAAGCGUUUCCAUGGCGUCAACGAGAGAAUAUCGGUCAGCAACUACGAGAAGGUCGUCAAUUUCUUCUAUCAUGUGAUGCAGAACGCUGAUGAGAUGGCCGUCAGCUUGCCACAUGGUCACUCACAAGAAUUAUGAAUCACAGGAAUUACAAUUAUGUACUUAUAUAUAUAUAUAUAUUCUGAUGUGCUCCAUAUUCCAUCACGGCGAAAUAAUAACAAAUGUGGUAUCAUCAAGAGGAGCAAACUCACCUUCUAAUGAUUUUAAACAAAGCGAUGAAUACCACGAGAAGAGAGAUAUAAUUAAUCAUACUUGAGUUUCCAAACCUUUUUUGAGGGCUUUAUAUAAAAUCAGCUAAAUAAACAGUGGAGUGAUCGAUGAGGAGACUCUGGCCACUCAUGUUCGAGUUGUGCAAAAUAUAGCAAAUAUUACUUUGUUGUGAAGCAUAAAACAAAAGGAUAUAUACGCCAUGAUGUGACCAACUGAGACCAAGUUGACCCCAUCAUGGCUUAUAUACAAAGUGUCCAUGAAAAAAGGAAACCCAAGUUUGCUGUUACAUUACUUGAGAAUUGCAUAAUAUUAUUAUUUCGUUAAUUUGUCAUAAUAGGAAAGCUCGAUUUCUCUUCUUUUGAAUGACACCAAUAAUAAUGAUAUUAACCUAUUAGCGCAGACACUAUGCGAAUAUAUUCUUUUAAAGUUGAAUAAAAAUUGGGGUUUAGCUUUGAUUUAAAAGUACUUAACAAUGGUAAUUUCCUAAUUGAAAAAAGUUUUUAAAAUGUACUUAUAUAAACAUAAGAAAUGGUAGAAUUCUCUUAUACCAUGUCAAAUGACAAUCUUAUUUCUUGUUUUUCUUUUUUAAAUAUCUGAGUACAGAUUGAUUUAUACAGUAGGCUUGCGGAUGCACCAUGUG